Diaporthe citri is the source of this 666-nucleotide messenger RNA. RefSeq lists its product as uncharacterized. The coding region runs from base 1 to 666 and encodes 221 amino acids. NCBI's taxonomy places the organism in Eukaryota, Fungi, Ascomycota, Sordariomycetes, Diaporthales, Diaporthaceae. The record is from RefSeq and is a predicted model, not a curated record. The transcript has 2 exons. Gene Ontology annotation, molecular function: acyltransferase activity, transferring groups other than amino-acyl groups.
AUGCAGAGGCCCUCCAACAUACGCCACGCCCGCAAGGACGAGCUCACCGCCAUGGCGCAGCUCUCAAUCAGCGCGUUCCGGGACAGCGGGCGGCAGGUGAACGCCGCGCUCUUCCCGGAACGCCUACGCGUGAACCCCGGCGACACGGAUGAGAUAGAAUUAUCGGUCAGGAACAUGGUUCGGACUUUCGACUACAAGAACCGCCACUACAUCGUGGCUGUGGACGAUCAGGACACCAUCAUGGGCUGGGCGGAGUGGAUAAGCGGUGAGGACCCCAUCGAGGAGUUGACGCCGGAGGAGCGUGAGAAGAAGAGAGCUGAAGGUGUCGGGCGGUUACCUGAGAGCUUCGACUUGCAGGCAGCCCAACAACUCGGACGGGAGGCUGAGGAGUUGUCGAAGAAGUUGAGAGAAGCGUUGGGUGAGGAGGGAUUUCAAAACUCCUGGAGCCUGAACUCGGUCGCCGUGGACCCGGCGCAUCAACGCAAGGGUGUGGGCAAGAUGCUGACUCGUUGGGGAAUGGAGCGAGCUGCGCACGAGAAGAAGGCCGUGCACUUCCUGUCAAGCCCGUCGGGCGCCCAACUGUAUCGUGCGAUGGGAUUUGAAGAAGUCGGAUCCGGUGAGAUAUUGGGUGGUGUUGAAUAUGCCUUCAUCAAGAGGGCCGAGUAA